Galendromus occidentalis (western predatory mite) is the source of this 666-nucleotide messenger RNA. RefSeq lists its product as uncharacterized. The transcript has a single exon. The record is from RefSeq and is a predicted model, not a curated record. Lineage: Eukaryota; Metazoa; Arthropoda; Arachnida; Mesostigmata; Phytoseiidae. Bases 1 to 666 code for a protein of 221 amino acids.
AUGUGCUCGUGCCCAACGCUAUAUGUUCUGCUCAUCGCUCGCGUCGCCUUCGCGACCGAUGGCAACGAUGAAUCCGGAGCGGACGAUCUGUUCGAAGACAUGAAGUCAGAGCUGGCCACUCGAGGACCCUGUUGGGUGGAAGCGAUCGAGGAACUAGAUCCCGAGGAUCGCUCGAAGGAACGAUUAGCGUUCAAUUUCAUGAAUUGCUUCUUCAAAGGCGCUAAGUUCCCUCCUUAUUUCUGUGCGAAGGAUAGACCACUUCCGGAAUGCGACGAUUUCAGAAAACUCCUCCUUGGAGUCCAUCGGAAUGUAUACCUAGUGUUUCACCACCAAGCCGAACUGCUCGUUGAAUACCUGAAAGAACGUGAUCGACAGAAGAACAUCGGCCAGCAAAUCAUGCUACGAGAAUCCGCGCUCACUGAGUUACGAGCGAAGCUCGCAAAGUCUUCGGACUUCCUCCUGGAGAGCUUGGAUUCGGACGAAGAAAUUUUCGGCCUGAAACAAAUUGUCACUAAGAGUCACGGUGACUAUAAGCAGAGCUUACGAAGAACGCAACGCAUUCUUUACGAAAUCAAGUCAACAGUUACGCAAUACAAGUUUCUCGGGUUCACAAUUGCCGGAUUAGCAUUGUUUGCAGUCAACCAGGCUCUACGCGUAGUCGUUUGA